GCACCACAACAGCUGAGGAUGGCCUUCAAGGCGCUCGUGCUCGAUAUAGAGGGCACAACGACGCCCAUCUCCUUUGUGACGGAUGUGCUCUUCCCACAUGCCGAGGCCCAAUAUGCUAGCUAUAUACGGCAACAUUGGUCGUCUCCUGCCUUUGCUCAAAUCAAGGCUUCCUUUGCUGCUGAAGAUGAAGCACUCGUUAGCUCUCCAGAAACGCUCAUCUCAUUUGUUCAAACGAAGCAUGCCAAGAAUGAGAAGCAUACGGCAUUCAAGGCCUUGCAAGGUCAACUCUGGAAGAGUGGCUACGAAUCAGGUGCACUCAAGUCAAUGAUCUAUGAGGAUGUCCCGCGUGCCAUCAACAGGCUCGGCGUGCCUGUCAGUAUCUACUCUUCUGGUAGUAUUGAUGCACAGAUUCUCUUGUUCAAGUACUCUGACCGUGGAGACUUGACGCCGCACUUACAGGGGUAUUUCGAUACCUCGACGGCAGGUCCAAAGAUCCAGGCGUCUUCAUACAGCAAGAUUGUGGAGAAGCUCAGACAGUCUGCCUGCGAUGUGCUCUUUCUCUCAGACAACGUCAAGGAAGUCGAAGCUGCCAAGGAAGCAGGCCUGCAAAGCUACAUUGUCGAGAGACCAGGCAAUGCACCAUUAUCCGACACGGCAAAAGCAGCACACAGGGUCAUCACUUCUUUUGAUACGCUAUAGAUCUAAUCAAGCAUAAGACUCGACAAUUGUAUCGCG
Molecule: messenger RNA, 735 nt
Organism: Protomyces lactucae-debilis
Lineage: Eukaryota; Fungi; Ascomycota; Taphrinomycetes; Taphrinales; Protomycetaceae
Product: acireductone synthase-like protein
Exons: 2
Coding region: 19-699 (226 amino acids)
Molecular function (GO): acireductone synthase activity; magnesium ion binding
Source: RefSeq, a predicted model, not a curated record